Messenger RNA from Colletotrichum phormii, 1380 nucleotides. RefSeq lists its product as uncharacterized. The coding region runs from base 255 to 1004 and encodes 249 amino acids. The transcript has 3 exons. NCBI's taxonomy places the organism in Eukaryota, Fungi, Ascomycota, Sordariomycetes, Glomerellales, Glomerellaceae. The record is from RefSeq and is a predicted model, not a curated record.
UUUGUCCCAACACCGAUACGCUGCCAUGGACGUCCUCGAUACAUUACCUGACCGGAUGAGAUGCCGCUCACUCGAUGACACACUCUGUCCUACCUUGGACCUUUGACAAGCAUUUAUCUGGGUAAUUUCUUGAUGCCCCCUCCCAAUUCUUUGGGCAUGUCAAUUGGCCGAGUCACCGUCUUCCACUCGUCUUCCUGUUCUGUGGAAUGUUACUCAAUUCGACUCCCUCAUGAUCAUAUGACAGAUCCUCUCCGAUGGCACACAGUGGCAUCUUCGACUACAGCUCAGAGGGGUCCCCCGGGCCGCAGUCACACGCAUCAAUAUCAUCGUCGUACGAGUCUAGCGACUGGCAUGAGUACGAUCAGGACCAAGCACAAGCAAUUGCGUCGGCCUCGACGUUGACAUCGACCUUCAAGUGUAGUUGUGCGAGGAAAGCCUCCAGGCUCCUGAAGAAAAUCCCAAUGGACGGUGUCAUCUCGUUCGACGCCGUCAUGCAGCUUCACCACUGUGUUGUCGAACAGUGGAGGCAGACCACACGCUGUCGUCAUUGCAACAAUGGCAACACCAACAAUGGCAACGCCAACAAUGCAAACGUCACCUGUGCCUUGACCACAGCCUCCGAGAAGCUCAUUUCUCUCUUCGAGGCCACCACCCACGCCUACACAGCCACCGACUGCUUCACACAGACAUCGCCGGGUCGCUCCGGCAGCGCCCAUCUGUUCUCACCCACACUACCCAUCACCACUGUCACCUGUACCCGGACGCAGAUGACACUCGGAGGGUUUCUUCUGCAGGAUGACGAGGCCAAUAUUCUCGCCGCCCAGAUCAUUUACAAGAGUCUAGUGACACACCAUAGCCUGCUCCGAGACUUCCAAUCCACGCAAGCCCAGCAUGAUAGCGACCAGUCCUUCAUUGACGAUGGGGGAGGCCUACAGCAUAUCAUUGAUAGGUUGCUGAGACUUCUGGGUCGCAUACAAUGGGAACAGGACACCAUAGAACGCUGAGGUGUACGAACGGCGGCCGUCGUUGUCAGAUACUUCUCGGAUUUGUUCACCUUAGAAUGUGGAUUAUUACCUAUCCCGGAGGCCCACGAGCUUUUCUUUCGUUAAUUUCGUCAGACACCGUAUCCAACUUUAGCAAGACAAACAACGAAGCAAUGUACAUUAGGCAGCUUAUUCUAGUCAGCUCUUGGUUGCACAUAGCAAUCGCUUUGACAGUUUCUGAGAUUAGAUUCCGGUAGAUACACCCGCCUCUUUCAUUGAUUCGUCUUCUAACAAAUCGCCAUUUCCACUUUGAAUACUCUCAGAUCUCUGAUCUAGCCCGGAAUCUCAAGUUCAACGGCUGUUUCUCCCAGACGCUCCAAACGUGCUUGUCAAUGUA